Molecule: messenger RNA, 1434 nt
Organism: Colletotrichum graminicola M1.001
Lineage: Eukaryota; Fungi; Ascomycota; Sordariomycetes; Glomerellales; Glomerellaceae
Product: benzoate 4-monooxygenase cytochrome P450
Exons: 4
Coding region: 1-1434 (477 amino acids)
Molecular function (GO): iron ion binding; oxidoreductase activity, acting on paired donors, with incorporation or reduction of molecular oxygen; monooxygenase activity
Source: RefSeq, a predicted model, not a curated record
AUGACUUCAUUCACAUCUCAAUCCGUACACUUUCUUCCUCUGGGACUUAUCAGCCGUCUAUUCUGCGUGGUCGCUUUUUCUUACUUGGUCAUCGCGACCGUAAGAUCAUGUGUCCGCCUGUGGCACUUACCCGGCCCCUUUCUCUGUUCGCUCUCGUAUUGGCCAAUGUUUAGAAUCCGCUGUUACGGGUCUCGCGCGUUUUCCGAAUAUGCCAGGCUCACUGCCCAGUACGGCAAGCUUGUUCGCAUAGGUCCCAACGACCUGAUCACGUCCGACCCGGUCCUCAUCAGACGCAUGUCGGCGGCCAAGUCGACAUACGAACGCAGUAGCUGGUACAAGGCAACGCGCUUGGACCCGUACCAUGAUAUGAUGGGCAGCGUGCUCGACAAGUCAGUCCACCACUCCUUGAGGACGAAAUUGUCACCGGGCUACUUGGGAAAGGACAUUCCGGGGCUGGAAGCUAGCAUCGACGCGGGGAUCGCCGAACUCGUGGACUUGAUUCGCCAAAAGCACACCCAGGUCUCGGGAACUCCAGAUUCAAGGCCGGUCGAUUUCGGCCGCCUCGCGGACCUCUAUGCUAUGGAUGCGCGGUCAAGGAUGUCAUUUGGUCGUGCCAUCGGGCUACUGCAGAAAGAUACAGAUAUCUUUGGACUGAUUAGGACGUCAAACCUAGCGAUAGAUGUUCUGCAGUUCUUUACGGAUAUUCCUGCGCUGCAAAUGAUUUUCACGUCGAAUUUCGUUUUGGGCUUGCUUGGUCCUAAGCCGACCGACGUGAGUGGUUUCGGAAAGAUCAUGGGACUUGCCCAACAGCACGUUGUAACCCGGUUCGACCCUGACGCAAAAGACGAGCCAGACCUACUUGGAUCUUUUCUUCGCCGCGGGCUUGAUCGACGCUCAGCCCAGUCUGAGAUCAUGUUUCCAAUGGUUGCCGGUUCAGAUACAGCAGCGAAAGCCAUCAAGUGGACAAUGCAAUACCUCCUCUGGAGCCCCUCUACCUAUGAAUCUCUCGAGAAGGAGAUCAUGGUGGCGAUUUCGGAUGGAGCCAUUUCAGAGCCUAUCACUAACGCCGAGGCCCAGAAACUGCCCCUUCUCCAGGCUGUCAUUUACGAGGCUCUCCGUGUGCAUCCGCCGUUCACUGGUCUGUUGAUGAAACAGGUCGGCCCCGAAGGGGACAUGUACGAGGGCAAAUUCCUUCCUCCAGGGACAAGAGUCGGGCACGACACGUGGUCGGCCACGCACGAUAAACAGUUGUUCGGAGAGGACGCCGAUACGUUCAGGCCUGAGCGAUGGCUCGAAGCAGAUGCGGCCAUGGCCAAAGAGUGGAAGCAACGGACGGAGCUGGUCUUUGGCACCGGCCGAUGGCAGUGCGCGGGCAAAGCAGUGGCCCUCAUAGAGCUGAACAAGAUCUUUGUCGAGGUGAGUUUAUCAGGUUGA